UUCCACAGACCCAGUAUCCGACACGCUCCUUGGGACCCUCUCUAAGAAUGUCUUGCUUUCUUGAACUACACGCACACAUAUCUAGACUUCCCUCUGAACUGAGAAAACCUUACCUUUGAACUCAACUUUGCGGGUGGUUGAUGGGUGCUCUGAUAUGGUUUGCUCCUUUCACGUGAAACUUUUCUUGUCCUUGUCUCACCUCCUUUUUUGUGUUUGUUACUAUUUUGCAAGACCUCUAAUCUUAGGCACCUAUGUGGGCCUCGUUGUGUUUCAAGUGCCGUAAAAAAAACCUCUUAUUAAAAUUAAAUGAACUCAACCUUCCCUCACUUCUGAGCCCCGCCCACAUUUUGAUCCGCCCACGCAACGGGGUACAUCUCGCUGUCUGAUAACGGACGCGCCAAAGCUACAAGUGAUACGAGUGCCCAGCAGACGGCCUUGCUAACUAUAACGCUAGUGAUGACGUCAGAUUCAAAGAUAACAACCAAAACAAGACAUGUUACAGAGUAGCUGCUUUGUCACCUGUUACGAUUCGGGGUAGGCGGUAAGCCACUAUUCCGUGAUAGAUCUGGCGGAAGCAGGGACGGGUGCUUUUUCUCUCUUCUUGUGGUCACGGAGAUGAUUCCAGCACUGUAAGCAAAUGUCCCAAAUCGAAAGAUUGUAAACUUUACACAAGGGACGCUCAUCACAAACCACGCCCAUCACAAGCCACGCCCAUUUUCCCACGGCUGACCAGUGAGUGACGUAUGACGAACCAGGUGGAAGCACCGACGCCACGCCCCCGCUACGCGUGGCCCCGCCCCGCCUCUCAAAGUAGCCGCCAUGGGUCAGGCUGGAUGUCACGACUAUGGCGCAAUGCUCCUGUCUAUAGAUGUACCAGCCAUGGUGUGUAGCUGUUGCCUGUCGGGCAUGGCCCUGUUCGUGCUGUCUGUGGCUCUCAGACGCUGCUCACUCCGCCUACUGCUCGCCUACCGGGGCUGGAUGUACGAAAACAAACCUUCACUAAGCACGAAGCUGUGGGGCCUUCUGGUGUACAGCAUGUCAGGCUGGAAGCCCUCCCUCUACAACUGUCAAUCAAGUUUGCCCCGCCUCCCGGUACCACCCCUCGCCACUGCCAUUCAACAGCUGAUGGAGUCUUUUGAACCUCUCUAUCAAGACGACCCGAAGACAUUGGAGGAGCUGAAGAGAGAAGCGGAGAAGUUUGUGACAGGAGUGGGCCCCAAGCUACAGCGAGCUCUGGUGUUACGGUCGUGGUGGACGGAGAACUUUGUCAGCGACUGGUGAGCGGCUGGAGUUGUGUACCAAUUGCUCCUGGUCUGGGAACAGAUCCUGUCAGAAGACCUGGAGCCGCUGCGUAUACGAGGCACGGUGCCAGUGUGCAUGGCCCAGUACAGGCGGACCUUUUCCACCACCAGCAUGUAAUAGUCAACCGUCGUGGUCUGCUGUAUAAAAUGGACGUGACGGACAUCAACGGUCGCCUGGUCAGUCCGACAGCCCUGGAGAGCCAGCUGGAGUGGAUUGUGCAGGACGCUGAUGCCAGAUACAGCCAAGUACCAGAGAGUGAGCGUCUGGUUCCUGCACUGACCGCUACUGACCGCUCUGACUGGGCUCGUGCACGGACCGAGUUCUUCUCUCAGGGGGUCAACAAGGACACUCUCAAAUGGGUGGAAUCAGCUGUUUUGCAUAUUGUCCUUGACACUCAUUCUUACGAUGACCUGUCGUCUCGUGCUACUCACCUUCUGCAUGGCAAGACAGGGACCUACUGGUUUGACAAGUCUAUCGAGGUGGUGGUGAUGACCGACGGACACUUCGGCCUGAACUGUGAGCACAGCCUGGGGGAUGCCCCUGUGAUUGGACACAUCCAAGAAUUCAACCUGACAUACGAUGUCAUUAAGAAGUACUACUCAGAGGAGGGGCAUGCCACUGACCCGCCCCUAACCAAGCCCACCCAGCCCUCUGAGCUCCGCAGCAAACCGACGCCCCUGCAGUGGGAAGUGGGCACUGCUCUGGCUGCUGCAAUAAACAGAGCAUACAGUCAGGCAGACAAGGCCUCAAUGACGCGGUUGUACAAAGCCGGACGUACGGAAACUGUCCGCUCUCUGACGUCAGAAGCUAAACAGUUUGUGGAAACGUUCCUGGACGCUGAGAAGCCAGAGGAGGAAAAACGUGCACUUUUGAAGGCGGCGUGCGAGCGUCACGCCAAAAUGUACAAGGAUGCUAUGAAUGGAAAGGGAAUCGACCGACAUCUUUUUGCACUCUACGUUGCUAGUCGAGGCUUAGGCAUUGACUGUGAGUUCCUCAAACGUGUUUUGUCCAUUCCCUGGACGCUGUCCACCAGUCAGCAGCCGCAGCAACAGAUCGAGUGGUCCCCCACUUGCAGCAACCCCAAAUUCCGCGACCAGGUGUGUCCAGGCGGAGGGUUUGGCCCCGUGUCUGACGACGGUUACGGCGUGUCCUACAUGGUGGCCGGAGAGCAUCGCGUGUUCUUCCAUGUCUCCUCACGGCGCUCCACUCAGGCCACGGACUCUGCUGUCUUUGUCAAGACUCUUCAGGAAACCAUGUCUGAAAUGAAGGCACUCUACGGCCAGUAGAUAGAUAUUGAUAUAUAUAUAUAUAUAUAGGAACUGCCCUCUUCAUCUCUUUCUUGUGUGGUAAAAGUUUUACACUGCUUGCAACUGCAUAAGGUCAAAUGACUGUACUCUCUUUCGUGUGCCUAAGAUGGUCAGUGAAGAUCUCAACAGGAAGCUAUGUAUUUUUUAUUUGACAGCAUUUAAUAGGAUUUGCAAAAUAAAGAGGAUCCAGGUUUUCUUGAACAAGUGUCUAAGAAAGUUACUGAGGAUCAGAUGGACAGACAUCACUGACGAGGAAGAAUCAAAGAAAACAAGAC
Molecule: messenger RNA, 2884 nt
Organism: Aplysia californica (California sea hare)
Lineage: Eukaryota; Metazoa; Mollusca; Gastropoda; Aplysiida; Aplysiidae
Product: carnitine O-palmitoyltransferase 1, liver isoform
Biological process (GO): carnitine metabolic process; fatty acid metabolic process
Cellular component (GO): mitochondrion
Molecular function (GO): carnitine O-palmitoyltransferase activity
Source: RefSeq, a predicted model, not a curated record